AGCACAGUGCCUGUACAGUGCAAUCAACACACUAGUCCGGGAUAGCUAUGGCAAGAGCCGUGAUCGUAGGUAGGAUGAUUUUCGUGGGGGGUGUCGCGACGAAGUUAUUUUAAGAAUUAUUUCUGACGGUUUAUUAGGUGCGGGUAUUGCCGGCUCGACGGUGGCCCUGUUGCUCAAAAGGUUUACGAAUAUCAAGCCAGUGCUGUACGAAAGAGCGCCUUCGUUCAAACAUAUCGGUGCGGGAUUAACACUGGCUCCAAAUGGGCUUGCCCCACUUGAUCAGUAUGUAAUGCAUGGUCUCGAAGAAAAAAAAUACUUUAUCCGGUCUCACACGGAACCAACAGAUUAGGGCUCCUCCCGAAGCUCAGGGGAAUAAGCCAGCCUGUGAACGGUCUAAACAUAUACUCCGGCCCGAACCGAAGGCCCGUAACCCACCAGUCGAAUGAUUGGUACCAGGGUCUCUACAGAUAUCCCCUUCUUUCCUUUGAAAGAGCGAAUCUUCAGGAUCUCCUUGUUUCUGAACUCCAUCGCAAUUGCGUAGAGGUUAACUUCGGCCAUAAAUGCAUUGGCGUUAUCGACCACCACAAUAAUGAGCCUGCAGUGGUGCAGUUCGGAAGUGGACUUGAGGUUGAAGGCGAUAUCGUGAUUGGGGCUGAUGGGGGAAAUUCGCUACUUCGUUCCCUCACGAUACCUAAGAGUCGUGGGGAAGGUGUCGGAGUGGAAUACACAGGUUGGACAACCUUGUAUGGCGUCACAAAACCGUUGGAUCAGGCGCCCACAAUGGAUCAGAUAAGGAUCGUCGGUGGAAUCGGCAAGGUCUAUGGGGCGUGGCCGCUCCGAGAGAAACGGCAGUUUUGGUUCAUUUCUCUCAAAGAGCCGUUUCCGGGAAAAUGGCCUAGUGAAGCAAGUCUUCAGGAGUCAUUGGAUAAGGAGUGCCAGGGAUUAUGGUUUCCUGAAAAUUACGGUGACACUGAUACGUUCAUGGGCGACAUCAUUGAGAAAAGCGUGCGAGUGGUCAAAGUUCCAUUGAUGAGUGGAUAUUGGGACGCAACUAACUACGGAAGGAUUGUGUUGAUUGGGGAUGGUAAGUGGAUCCAUAUCUUUUCUAGAAUUAGGAUUGGCUGAUCAGGGUCCCGGUGGCGAAGCCGCUCAUUCAAUGGUACCCUUUCUCGCACAAGGUGCUUGCCAGGCAAUAGAAGAUGCAGUAUCGUUGACUAAUGUUUUACGCCCCCUCUCCUCGCCACUCAGAAUGGAGGAAUUGAUAUCUGCUUUGGAUCACCACAGCACCACGCGGCGGCCACGGGUGGAGAGGGUUAUCAAAGAUGCCAGGUUUGCAGGGAAGGUCAACAUUGACCUCUCAAAGAGUGUUAUAGUGAGGAAGCUUCUCACUUUUGGCAUGAGCCGUAUGAGCAGCGAGAGGAUGGCCAAAAGGGGAGAAUGGCUUUAUGCUCCGCAGAACCUGCAGCUCAUUAAAGAGACGCAUACCGCCUUAAUGUGA
Molecule: messenger RNA, 1498 nt
Organism: Tuber aestivum (summer truffle)
Lineage: Eukaryota; Fungi; Ascomycota; Pezizomycetes; Pezizales; Tuberaceae
Source: the annotation of a GenBank genome assembly